GUUCAAGAAUAGACCAUGUAUCCGGGCAAGUUCACCCACGAGACAAAUGAGGCUCUUGCCGGGUCUCAUGAGUUGGCUGCGAAUGCCGGGCAUGUACCGUUCACUCCGCUUCAUUUAGCCACGGCUUUGAUUUCCGACCCGAAUGGUAUUUUCUGGCAAGCAAUUGCCAAUGCUGGUGGUGGUGAAGAAGCUGCAAAAUCAGUUGAGAGGGUCUUCAAUCAGGCAUUGAAGAAACUCCCCACGCAAAGCCCUCCCCCGGAUGAAAUCCCUGCAAGCACUUCUCUCAUUAAGGUGCUUCGACGGGCGCAAUCGUCACAGAAAUUGAGAGGUGACACCCAAUUAGCCAUUGAUCAACUGAUCCUUGGCCUUUCGGAAGAUUCCCCAAUUGGGGAUCUUCUCAAGGAAGCAGGGAUCACUACUGCAGAGGUGGAGAAGCUCCGUGGCAAGCAAGGAAGGAAAGUGGAAAGUGCUGCUGGGGGCACUACAUUCCAUGCUCUGAAGACUUACGGCAGAGACCUUGUUGAGCAGGCUGGAAAGCUUGAUCCGGUCAUCGGGAGGGAUGAAGAGAUUAGGAGGGUUAUUACGAUUUUGUCAAGAAGAAACAAGAACAACCCAGUUCUUAUUGGAGAGCCUGGUGUGGGUAAAACUGCAGUCGUUGAAGGCUUAGCGCAGAGAAUUGUUAGAGGGGAUGUUCCUAGUAAUCUCGCUGAUGUGAGGCUUAUAGCAUUAGAUAUGGGGGCAUUAGUUGCGGGGGCAAAGUAUCGCGGAGAGUUUGAGGAAAGAUUGAAAGCUGUUUUGAAAGAAGUGGAAGACGCUGAAGGGAAAGUGAUUCUUUUUAUUGACGAGAUACACCUUGUUCUGGGCGCCGGUCGAACACAAGGGUCCAUGGAUGCUGCUAACCUCUUAAAGCCAAUGCUUGCUAGGGGCCAACUCAGAUGCAUCGGUGCUACAACUCUUGAGGAAUACAGGAAGUAUGUGGAGAAAGAUGCUGCUUUUGAGAGGCGGUUCCAACAAGUUUAUGUGGCCGAACCUAGUGUUGUAGAUACGAUUAGUAUUCUUCGAGGUCUCAAAGAGAGGUACGAGGGACAUCACGGUGUUCGAAUUCAGGACCGAGCUCUUGUCGUAGCUGCACAGCUAUCAUCUCGAUAUAUUACUGGGCGGCAUCUGCCGGACAAGGCAAUUGAUCUUGUUGACGAAGCUUGUGCAAAUGUACGGGUCCAGCUCGACAGCCAACCCGAAGAGAUCGAUAAUCUGGAGAGGAAAAGGAUUCAGUUAGAAGUUGAACUUCAUGCUCUGGAGAAGGAGAGUGACAAAGCUAGUAAAUCUCGCCUUGUUGAAGUAAAAAGGGGGCUUGAUGAUCUGAGGGACAAGCUUCAGCCUUUGCUGAUGAAGUAUAGAAAGGAGAAAGAAAGGAUUGAAGAGCUUCGCCGGCUUAAACAGAAGCGGGAGGAGCUCCUGUUCACUUUACAGGAAGCCGAAAGAAGAUAUGAUUUGGGAAGAGUAGCAGACCUGAAGUACGGUGCAAUCCAAGAAGUCGAGGCCGCGAUAGCAAGCCUUGAUGAUCGGACGAACAAGCGUGUGCCUUUGCUGAUGAAGAGGAUUUUUAAUUUUUGCCGACUUAAACAGAAGCGGGAGGAGCUCCCGUUCACUUUACAGGAAGCAAGAAGAAAUUAUUUGGCAAGAGUAGCAGACCUGAAGUCCGGUGCAAUCCAAGAAGCCGAGGCCGCGAUAGCAAGGCUUGAAGGGAGCACAGAGGAAAAUUUGAUGCUAACAGAAACUGUAGGACCGGAGCAGAUUGCAGAGGUGGUGUCUCGCUGGACUGGUAUACCUGUAACAAGGCUCGGACAGAAUGAGAAGCAGAGGCUGAUUUGCCUUGCCGAGCGGUUGCACCAAAGAGUAGUGGGACAAGAUCAGGCAGUCAGUGCAGUUGCCGAAGCCGUGUUAAGGUCAAGGGCCGGGUUGGGGAGGCCACAGCAGCCGACUGGUUCAUUCCUUUUCUUGGGUCCAACAGGUGUUGGGAAGACCGAGCUUGCAAAAGCUCUAGCAGAACAACUCUUUGAUGAUGAAAAUCUAUUGAUUCGGAUUGACAUGUCCGAGUAUAUGGAGCAACACUCGGUUGCUCGAUUAAUCGGUGCUCCACCCGGCUAUGUUGGGCACGAGGAAGGUGGUCAACUCACAGAAGCCGUGAGGCGGCGGCCGUAUAGCGUUGUUCUUUUUGAUGAAGUAGAGAAAGCCCACCCCACUGUUGUCAACACCUUGCUUCAAGUUCUGGAUGAUGGAAGGUUAACCGAUGGUCAAGGCCGCACGGUUGAUUUCACCAAUACAGUGAUCAUUAUGACUUCGAACCUUGGAGCCGAGUACCUCUUGGCAGGCUUAAUGGGCAAGUCGACAAUGGAGGCAGCACGCUUAAUGGUGAUGCAAGAGGUGAGGAAGCACUUCAAGCCUGAGCUGCUCAACCGGCUCGACGAAAUUGUGGUAUUUGACCCUCUAUCUCAUGAGCAGCUGAUGAAGGUUGCUAGGCUUCAGUUGAAGGAUGUAGCCAGCCGCCUGGCAGAGCGGGGUGUCGCCUUAGGUGUGACUGAAGCGGCAUUGGAUGUCAUCCUAGCGGAGAGUUAUGACCCGGUAUAUGGCGCCAGACCGAUCGGGAGAUGGCUGGAGAAGAGGGUGGUGACCGAGCUGUCUGAAAUGCUCGUGUGGGAUGAGAUUGAUGAAAACACAGCUGUUUACAUAGAUGCUGGAUACAACAGGAAGGAAUUGACAUACAGGGUUGAGAAGAAUGGAGGGCUUGUCAAUGCAGCCACCGAGCAGAAAUCGGAUAUACUGAUUCAGAUAUCCGAUGGGCCAAGGAACAGUGAUGCUGCCCUGGCAAUGAAGAAGACGAGGAUCAAAGAAAUCGAAGAUGAAGACGACGAAAUGGAUGAAUGAAGAGUCUGUGUUCUGUGUUUCUGGUGCUGGUGUUGAAGUAGUAGAGUUCAAUGGUUUCCUUUAGUUGUAUUUUCCUUGUUUUCUGGCUUUUGUCUUGUAUGCAUUGUAUUGACGGUUUGAGUUCGGAAGUGUAAGAGU
Messenger RNA from Diospyros lotus (date-plum), 3063 nucleotides. Its product is annotated as chaperone protein ClpB1-like. Gene Ontology annotation, cellular component: cytoplasm. The record is from RefSeq and is a predicted model, not a curated record. Gene Ontology annotation, molecular function: ATP hydrolysis activity; ATP binding. Bases 16 to 2925 code for a protein of 969 amino acids. Gene Ontology annotation, biological process: cellular response to heat. Lineage: Eukaryota; Viridiplantae; Streptophyta; Magnoliopsida; Ericales; Ebenaceae. The transcript is spliced from 6 exons.